GUGAGCACGUGGUCCUUUCGGGCGGACCCGAGAACAAUAGCAGUAGCAGCAACAGCAAUCCACCCGGAGAAGCUGUUGUUGUUGUUGGAAGCCCGAAUCUAACAGGCUCCCUUCGAACGUUGCUGAUCAUCGCGCGUCCGCAGAACCAACUACUGCGAUACUUGAAUGAUCUCCGAUAGAAAGACUCGUGCUUAAAUCCCUCGGCUGCCUGCCUAUCCCCUCUUGGUUUUCCUUGAGCGCAUUGCACAGCCCCGCGUCCCGUGGUUGUGUGCCUAGUGACAUGGUUCCCGUCCUUGCUGCACCACCACCCGUCUACGUAGCGAUGUCUUUGCCAUCGGAAGACCCUUCCGCCCUUUUGCAUGUCGAGUGGGAUUCGUCGCAUACACUGCACAGUCACUACAGCUCGGUCAGAGACCCUACGCCGUUGCCGACCUCGACCCCUGAUGACAUAUUACUCGUGCAGUCUUCGGCAGGAUGUUCGGAGGUUCCUUGGUCUACCUUCGAUUCUACGCCGAUUUUUUCCACAGAAUCGGCAGCUCAGGAGAAUGUGGUUCCGUUUACGGUGGCGUCCUACUACCGACCUUGGAUCUCUCAGCAGCCGCUCGCCACCAGAACUGCUAUCCCAACAGUCAUAGGCGCAGUCGUUAUUGCAUCUAUAUUGGUGUACUUCUGGGCUCGUCGACGCGUCAAGACGGAGAACAUGACCGCUAUAAUACCAUACCGCUACACACCCGUUGAACCGGCACCAGCCCCCCGUUCUGCGCGAAAACAGGGUAGCAUCGGUCAUUCGCCACCCUUUGAUUACUACUUCCCACUCCACCGGAACUUUCUCCCUUCUUUCUCAACACACACUCAGACGCAGGCGACUGCAGACCCCACGGAGGAUCCGGACGUAGAGUCCCUCAUCUUGCCCUCUUGUCUGCCAGCGGAGGAUGAUGAACCGAUUCGCGUAGAAGAGCAGAGAAGAGAGCGGCAGCUACGAGAGAAGUUGCGUUCAUCAACGUCAAGAAAAGGGAGGCGACGGACCCAUUACAGCGCGGGCGAUCGUCAUACUUCUCCGUCAUCGUAUAACUUCAUUCCUCGUAAUCUCAGUCAAAGCCUUCCCGCGCUUCCCAAGCCCAUUGUGGCAUCCAUCUAA
This is a messenger RNA of Coniophora puteana RWD-64-598 SS2, 1138 nucleotides long. RefSeq lists its product as uncharacterized. The transcript is spliced from 3 exons. Bases 281 to 1138 code for a protein of 285 amino acids. Lineage: Eukaryota; Fungi; Basidiomycota; Agaricomycetes; Boletales; Coniophoraceae. The record is from RefSeq and is a predicted model, not a curated record.